AUGGGAAUAAACAUUAAGCUGUCGAAUUUUGCACCGUAUAAAAAGAUCGAAGAGCAGAUACAGUCGCAAGGAAAGCUCAAGUACAUCAAAGGGAAAAAGACAACACUCCAAUCCAUAGUUCAUUUUUUGGUUCUAACGGUAUUUGCGAUUUCAUCUGUUUUGCUGUUUGUAUACGCGGGAUUUCUUCUGUUUGACUCUGCAAGAGCUACUGAUUUUAUUUCAGUUCUUUCUCUGUACAGGAUGGCAAAGGCUGUGCGCAUCACUGUGGAGUUUUCUGCCUGGGUAAGCUCCAUUUUUGCGAUUUUGUAUGGAAUAUCAAAGUUUCUGGAGGGCUUCUAUUCUCGCCAAAUUAAGCCUGUCACAACUCUUAUAGCCUGUAUUUUUGGUCUAGCAGAGUCAGUGGGGAUAUCCGUUGGGAUCAUGGCCUUGCUCACUAGGUUUUGGGAUGCUGACUUUGGGAACAGCUUUGUAGCAGUAUCAACACUUGCCUCGUUGAGCAUCUUUUUCACGUACAUUACAAUUUCCGUUGUUUAUUUUAGAGAAAUACUGCUAGAGGAGAAGAUAAAAGACAUUGACGAUCCAGAGUUUAAAAUCACCUCAAAAGACGGCUUUAAGGACGUGAAAAUAGAUAUUAUAAAAAACAUGGAAAAAUUUGAAGAGAUAACAGGGAGUAAGGAUCUAAGCGAGGAUAAGAAGAAAGUGUACGAAAGAGAGAUAAACAAACUGAACGAAGGAAAGGCCGAUAUUAAAACAAAAUUUGCCACAGUGAUUGCUGUGUGGGCAGCUGUUAUAUUCGCGCCUCUGACCGUCCCCAUACUCUUGUGCAAUAUAAACUCUUGUGCAGAGGCUUUAACAUACUUGUCAAAAUUUGCUCUGUGGUACAGCAAAGAGCCUCUUCUUGGAAAAGCUUUCUAUCUGGCAGUGAUCACGGCCAUAAACUGGUUCUUCUCUGUUUUUGUUCAUUCUGCGUCAUUCUGUGCAGGAGCAGUGCUGGGAGAGGUGCGCCUUGGUUCAGGUAUUGUUACUCUCGAGAAAAACAUCAAGGAAAAAAUGCUAGGCGAGCUUCCCAAUAUCAUUGUGAACAAUUUCAAACAAAUAUGCAUUUCAUCAAGCACCAUAAACCUAUUAUAUGCCAUCUGCACCUUCCCUCUUUCGAUCAUUAAGAGCGGAUACAGAGCUAAAGCGAAAAGUGUUGCCUCUAUCUUCAUCGAGGGGAUAAAUACUAUCUUGUGUCUGUGCUCCAUCAUGUUUAGUGGAUUUAUGUCGUUCUUUUCGGCCUUCAAACACUUCAAGUUGGGCAUGUACUCUAAGGAGCAGAUACCGGUGAUAGAUAAAACAAUUUUUGAUGCCGACUGGAAGUCGUACAUAUACACAUGCACGGUUAUGUUUGUCAUAGCUUCUGUAGUGCUGAUGAUUCUGGCCGCUGUCUUCAGCACUUUGUAUUCAAUCGACUCUCCUGUGGUAACUAGGUUCUGCGAGAAUUUAUUGGAAAAAAUGAAUUCGGUGUCUCUGAGAGCUUUAGCAGUGAUUUUCUACACCAUUUUCAUGAUUUUAUUUUGUCUUAUUCCUACCACUGUUGAAAUAAUAAAGGAAAGGCCAGCUGUUGGAAGAAGCUUUGUAGAGCGCCGCAUACUGAUAGGCCCUCAAGAUACAGAGGUACAAAAUCCAUCAAAGACUAUAUCAAAGACUAUCUAA
Molecule: messenger RNA, 1695 nt
Organism: Nematocida minor
Lineage: Eukaryota; Fungi; Microsporidia
Exons: 1
Coding region: 1-1695 (564 amino acids)
Source: RefSeq, a predicted model, not a curated record